This is a messenger RNA of Botrytis cinerea B05.10, 1003 nucleotides long. It is a transcript of the gene Bcbcp1, whose product is annotated as Bcbcp1. The coding region runs from base 45 to 944 and encodes 299 amino acids. NCBI's taxonomy places the organism in Eukaryota, Fungi, Ascomycota, Leotiomycetes, Helotiales, Sclerotiniaceae. Gene Ontology annotation, cellular component: nucleus. The transcript is spliced from 2 exons. The record is from RefSeq and is a predicted model, not a curated record.
GAGAAGACGUCACAUACACAUUUCUACAUAUACACGAUAUCAAAAUGGUUAAGAAAAGAGUUCGCGAUCCGGAAGAACUUCCUGAUGCGCCUGUUCACAGUGCAGGAGAGGACAAUGAUAAUGAUAGUGGAAGUGAUGGCGAGGAUAUCCUCAACGUCGAUUUCGAAUGGUUCAAUUUCCGGGAGAUCGAUUUCCACGGCGUCAAAAGCUUGAUUCGCCAAUUGUUCGAUGUGGAUAGUCAGCUGUUGGAUCUGAGCGGGUUGGCAGACGAGGUCGUCAAACAGGAUACCAUUGGGAGCACGGUGAAGGUGGAUGGGGAGGGCACGGAUGCGUAUGCGUUUAUGACGGUGUUGAAUGUGCAUCGGGGGAAUCGGGAGGGGGGAGAGGUGAGCGAGGCGGUUCGCGGGCUGAGGGCUUAUUUGGUUGGUCAGAUGGUGGAGGGGGGGAAGAUUCAGCAGGUUGUGGGCGGAGGCGGCAAGCUGGGCGGGGAUGUCGGCGUCGUGUUGGCGGAGAGACUGAUUAAUGUUCCGUCCGAGGUGGCGCCGCCGAUGUAUGGCAUGUUGGUGGAUGAGAUUGAGGCGGCGGUCGAGGACAAGGAACCGUAUGAGUUUGCGUAUUAUCUGGUUGUGUCGAGGGGGUAUCGAGAGGUGGAGUCGAGGUUGGAUCGGGAGGAGCAGGGCCCGAAAAGCAAGAAGAGUAAGGGGAAGGGAAAGUCGAGUGGAGAGGUGUUUUACUUUCAUCCCGAGGAUGAGGUGUUGAAGAGGUUUAGCUGCGCGUACGAGGAGUUUGAGUAUAAGAAGGAUGAGGGCGAGGGUAUGGCGGAUAGUAAGAGGGCGUUUCAGGAAAUGGGCAUUAGAGCGGUGGGAGAAUUGAUCUUGAUUGAGAAGGCGAAGUGGGAGGAAUGCGUUAAAGCGUUGGGGGAGUAUCUGGGUGCGCCUAAUUAAGAGGUGUUGAAAGAAAUGAACGAAGUGGAAGAAAGAAAUAAAAUUCAAUAUUAAUAUCA